This is a messenger RNA of Ornithodoros turicata, 1479 nucleotides long. It is a transcript of the gene Nubpl, whose product is annotated as iron-sulfur cluster transfer protein NUBPL-like. Gene Ontology annotation, biological process: mitochondrial respiratory chain complex I assembly; iron-sulfur cluster assembly. The coding region runs from base 16 to 963 and encodes 315 amino acids. Gene Ontology annotation, cellular component: mitochondrion. NCBI's taxonomy places the organism in Eukaryota, Metazoa, Arthropoda, Arachnida, Ixodida, Argasidae. The transcript is spliced from 12 exons. The record is from RefSeq and is a predicted model, not a curated record. Gene Ontology annotation, molecular function: ATP binding; 4 iron, 4 sulfur cluster binding; ATP-dependent FeS chaperone activity.
ACACGUUGUUUACAUAUGGCGUUACCGAAGCGUCUAUCAUUCGUACACGCAUAUUUAUUUAGUAGAAACUUGCCUUUAUGUACUGUUCCUUUCGGAUAUAGGACCUUUUCGUCGCACGACAACCCACUGGGCGUAAAGGGUGGAAAUGUUUCUCCUGCGCAAGACAGGGCGAAGAGGGGUCUUCCUAAGAAAUUUCCAGUCGCGGGGGUUAAGCACGUUGUACUCGUUGCAUCCGGCAAAGGAGGUGUCGGAAAGUCCACAACGGCAGUGAACUUGGCCCUGGCAUUGUCACAAGCUGAACAGAGGUGCUCCGUUGGUCUACUGGAUGCUGAUGUGUACGGCCCGUCGAUACCACGAAUGAUGAAUCUGAGUGGCGAACCAGAAGUCACAAGCCAAAAUCUAAUAAAGCCUCUAGUCAACUACGGAAUUAAGUGCAUGUCAAUGGGAUUUCUCGUUGACGAGAGAUCCGCCAUUGUUUGGAGGGGACUCAUGGUGAUGUCUGCCAUAGAAAAACUUCUUCGACAGGUAGUGUGGGGACCACUUGACUACCUCGUUGUCGAUAUGCCACCGGGAACGGGUGAUACCCAGCUGUCUAUCUCGCAGAAUAUUCCAGUCUCAGGUGCAAUCAUAGUGACUACGCCGCAGGCUGUAGCUCUGACGGAUGCACGGAAAGGAGCUGAAAUGUUUGCCAAAGUGAACGUUCCUGUGUUGGGACUGGUGCAGAAUAUGAGCAGUUUGAAAUGUACCAACUGCGGCCAUAAGAUGCACGUCUUUGGGAAAGAUGGCGCUGUGGAGCUGGCGAAGGAAAUGGGUCUCGAUAUAUUAGGGGACGUGCCACUAGACCUGGAGAUUAGAGAAACUUCCGACAGCGGACAGCCGAUUGUGGCAUCAAACAUCAACUCUGUUCUGGCUGAUGUCUACAGGUCAAUUGCCAGAAAGGUCAUUCAGAAGUUGCCCUAUUGAUUGGCCAUGGCUGCAGUAGGACUGUCGGCUUUACGUUGUGGAAAAUGUUUAUUUCUUCAAUAACACUUCGUCAGGUACCACAGUUCAACGUAUCACGACCACACAACGAGAAACAUCUGUGUUUGGUCCAUCGUGUUCCAGCUUUUCAUACUCUGCACUCUCCUCAGUCUGAGCAACAACAGGGGAAGUGGCUUUGGUAUUAGUACCUUGAGGAAGUGCCUUGAGGGAGUGAAGACGAGGUGACACUCACGAGUUCUGGUGCAUGAAGUAUGCUUCUAGAGAGUAAGAAUCGACAGAACUCUUGCACACCUCCAAGUUCGUCUUUGGGAAAUAAUGGAUGUAGGUAACACACAUCUCGUCCGUGAUUCCGAAGCCUCCCUGUGUUCAAACAACGGACCUUGUUAGCAGGUUUGCGUCAGUAAAAGUGCAGUGCCAGAAACAAGCCAAUAACGGGAUGGCUAUGCCACGUUUCAUUGGUCAGCGGAACGGCAGAAGAAUAAAUGAAAUAUAAACGAA